Ilyonectria robusta is the source of this 570-nucleotide messenger RNA. RefSeq lists its product as uncharacterized. The coding region runs from base 1 to 570 and encodes 189 amino acids. Gene Ontology annotation, biological process: negative regulation of Arp2/3 complex-mediated actin nucleation; actin filament debranching. The transcript has 4 exons. Lineage: Eukaryota; Fungi; Ascomycota; Sordariomycetes; Hypocreales; Nectriaceae. Gene Ontology annotation, cellular component: actin cortical patch. Gene Ontology annotation, molecular function: actin binding; Arp2/3 complex binding. The record is from RefSeq and is a predicted model, not a curated record.
AUGCCGCGAGACCGGGGCUGGAGAGCUUUUAACUUGCAGAUGGAAACACGUUCGGCUGCAUCGACCGAGGAUGACGUUGGCUCAGAGAGCAAGGGCGGCACAGGUGGGGUUUCGCCUGGCGCAGUUAUUCGAUUUGGCCUGGCCUCCGAAUCCCGACUGUACACCUUCUCGACCGAGACCAAGGAGCACCUCCGCAAGUUUCGCCUGACUACCUCCCGGGCCAAGGAUCCCCAAGCCGUCAUUUAUAUGAUCGACAAAAAUACACACGAGAUCCGUCAAGACGAUGACAAGACUGUCUACACAUCCCUCGACGAAAUUGCUGACGACCUCCCCGACCACUCCCCCCGAUUCGUCCUCCUCAGUUACCCUCUGACCAUGCCUGACGGACGGAUCUCCGUUCCAUACGUCAUGCUGUACUAUCUCCCCAUCACGUGCAAUGCGGGCAUGAGGAUGCUGUAUGCCGGCGCCAAGGAGCUGAUGCGCAACACAAGCGAGGUUGGCAGGAUUGUGGAUUUGGAGACGGCGGAAGACCUGGAAGAGAUUCCUGGGAAGCUUGAAUCUGGCCACUGA